Bactrocera dorsalis (oriental fruit fly) is the source of this 860-nucleotide messenger RNA. RefSeq lists its product as uncharacterized. The record is from RefSeq and is a predicted model, not a curated record. The coding region runs from base 118 to 786 and encodes 222 amino acids. NCBI's taxonomy places the organism in Eukaryota, Metazoa, Arthropoda, Insecta, Diptera, Tephritidae. The transcript has 2 exons.
CGAUGCGUAGCUGAUCGAGUAUAAAUAGCGCGUGCGUGGCUUUGUUAGGACAUAAACAGUUCGAUACUCAUUCAGUAAUAAACGCUCCGUGCCAAAACCUUCUCUACAAACAACAAAAUGCGUGUGAUUGUGGUGCUUUGUCUGAUUGCUGUUGCUGCUGCUCAAUACGAAUAUGCCGCCAAUACCCAGCCACAAGUGGGUGCCGCUCAACUCUCCCAACCCAUUCAGCCAGUCAACGAAUUCAAUAAGGAAUACUAUACUUACUCAGCACCCGAACAUGAGUUCAAUGAUGCUGGCUCCGCUGACAAUAUCGGCAAUGCAUUGAAGAAGAACUUGCGUGUCAUCUUCGUUAAGGGACCCGAGAAUACCGGACUCGAGAAUGCUGCUUUGCAAUUGGCUAAAUCGGCUGGCGAAGAACGCACUGCCAUCUAUGUGUUGACCAAGCAAGCUGAUAUCGGUGAUUUGGCCAACAAAUUGAACUCGGUACAGAGCACCGGCAGCAAACCCGAAGUACACUUUGUCAAAUACCGCACCCCAGCCGAUGCUGAGAAUGCCAAGCAAGCUAUCCAAUCGCAGUACGACUCAUUGCCCGGUGCUUCGAGCAAUCACAAUGCCGGUUCAGCGCCUGUUUUGGACUUCGCCAGCAAAGCAGUUGCAGCUUCAGUUGCUGCUCCAGCUCCAGCUCCAGUUCCAUUGGCCGCAGCCGCACCCGCACCCGCUGCCCCUGCCAACACCUACAUUCCACCACAAGCACAAGCGUAUUUGCCACCCGGUAGAAGGUUCUAAGCUACACGAGUGAUUUCUAGCGAAUGUCGUGAUUAACUGUUGACUAGUUUUAAUAUACAAACUUGUUUUAUUAG